AGGAGUAGACCCAGAGAGAGAGGGGGUGUCUGUUUUUACGUCUGUUUGCGUAUGAAAGAUCAUGGCGGCCGGAGAUUGAGAUUCCCCCCUCCUUAUCAAAGCCCGGGAGAAAAAAAUUAAAUCAGGGAAAGGGGGCAGAGGAACGGCGGAAUAUCUGAAAACAUGAAAGGAUCUUAAAAGUGGAUUGUGAACAAUUUAAGCUGCAGGUCAACUGAGAUACAUUGAAGUGGUCGGUAAAGCUUGCUCUUGGUUAACUGCUGUGCGAGGAGUCUUCACUUGUUUGCAAAUGGACACUCUUUGUGGCACUAUAUACCAGCAUUAUAUUUCUAUCUUUUUGGAGAUUCUUCGUUGGUUUAACAAUAUUGAUUACCCCUCACUGCUGCAUGUACUGACUUAAGAAAAACUACAAAUCGCUUAUCUUUGGACUUAACUACAUAGCCUCAUACUGGCUUCAGAUGUUUCAUUCUUCAUUUUAUCUAUACUUGCACCUGCAACAUCUCUACCUUGCAGACCAGUGUUCAAAUCGGGCUUGAUAUAUUGGAUGGUGGCAAUCUGUGGAUUCCUGAUCUACCUAAAGUCACAGCCUUCGCCACAAUUCUGUAUGAAGAGACUCCAUCAACUUCCUGCCUAAUUUACAAAUCCUUGCGGAAGCAUGCGGAAGCCUGGACAUCUUAAGGCAUCUGACUGGAAGGAUGGAAGGAGACAUGGUCGCCCAUCAGAUAACCACACACAUCAAGGUCACUUCAGUUGGGAAAAAUACCUGAAGGAGACGGGUUCCCAGCCAGCUCCACCUCACUGCUUUAGACAGUCAUGCUCUCCCCCAUCCAAUGAUUACAAGAUAGGGAUGAAGUUAGAGGCACAGGACCCCAGGAACACAACCUCCACCUGUAUUGCCUCUGUGGUGGGUCUCACAGGAGCUCGUCUCAGACUGCGGCUGGAUGGGAGUGACAACAAGAAUGACUUUUGGAGGCUGGUGGACUCCUCUGAGAUCCAGCCCAUUGGGACUUGUGAGAAGAGUGGUGGCAUGUUACAGCCUCCUCUGGGUUUUAGACUCAAUGCAUCAUCCUGGCCAAUGUUCCUUUUGAAGACACUAAAUGGAGCAGAGAUGGCACCUGCCAAAACAUUUCAUAAGGAGCCUCCCUCACCACCACAGAACCAUUUUGAGAUUGGGAUGAAGCUGGAAGCCGUUGACAGAAAAAAUCCCCAUUUUAUUUGUCCUGCAACUAUCGGGGAGGUGCGGGGAAGUGAGAUUCUUGUGACGUUUGAUGGAUGGAGAGGAGCCUUUGAUUACUGGUGUCGUUAUGACUCACGUGACAUAUUUCCUGUUGGAUGGUGCUCUCUAACUGGUGACAACCUGCAACCCCCAGGGACUAAAGUGGCCAUUCCAAAGAAUCCAGUGCUAGCAGCAGGUUUAGCCUCCUCCAUAAUGCGGGGACCCAAGAAUCUAUUGCCUGCAAUGCCUGGACGCAGGCGUCGAAAGCCAGGCAGGAAGAAGGGUCAGUUACCCAAGGCUCUUCUCCAACAACUUUCCAGUGCUCCCCCCAAACUUUGCGAGCCCUUCCGUUUUCCCAAAAAAAGAGGCCCUAAACCUGGAAGCAAGAGGAAGCCUCGAUUGUUGCUAAAUCCAGUUCCAACGUCACCCACUAACAGUACCCCAGAACCAGACACCAGCACUGUACCACAAGAUGCUGCCACCAUUCCAUGUGCUGCCAUGCAGGCACCCACAGUUUGCAUUUACCUAAACAAAAAUGGGGAUUCAGGACCACACUUGGACCGGAAGAAAGUUCAGCACCUCCCAGAUCACUUUGGUCCAGCAAAAGCCUCUGUGGUUUUACAGCAGGCUGUUCAGGCUUGUAUAGAUUGUGCAUACCACCAGAAAACUGUGUUCAACUUCCUUAAGCAAGGACAUGGAGGGGAAAUUAUAUCCGCGGUUUUUGAGCGGGAACAACACACCCUGAACUUGCCGGCAGUGAACAGCAUUGGUUAUGUCCUUCGAUUUCUGGAGAAACUUUGUCGGAAUCUGAACAGUGAUAACCUGUUUGGAAACCAGCCAAUUACACAGAAUUCCUCACAGCAGUCUCAUUCGUAUGAGAAUGACCGGUAUCUAGCAGCAGAAAGGGGGAGCUCAGAGGGCAGUAUUAAUGGUCCAGGAAGAGCCUCCAAGAGAUAUAUCCAUGAAAUACCUCCAUACAAUGCCCCUCUAUGCCCUAAACUACCAAAGAAUGAUUGUCAUGCGUCAGAAGGGGAAACCUUUCUGUUAAACGCUGGACUCCCAGGGUCUAUGGAGCAGCGCCUAAGCCCCACAGACUCGCCUACAUCCCCUAGUCCAGGUAGAGUCUCUAGGGAAUACCGGUCUCCGGUGUAUCGGAGUCACCAUCAAACCUCAAGUCUUUCCCAGGGAUCAGUGCGCAGGCUCAGCUCUGGAGAGUCAGAGAGGUGUCAGAAUGGGCGUCAGGGACCACGUGACCCUUCCUCAUGGAACAUGGAUGAUGUUAUGCAGUUUAUUAGAGAUGCUGACCCCCAACUUGGUUCCCAUGCUGAACUUUUCCGUAAACACGAAAUAGAUGGCAAAGCAUUACUUCUCCUGAGAAGUGACGUGAUGAUGAAGUACAUGGGUCUAAAGUUGGGGCCUGCCCUGAAGCUCUCCCACCACAUAGACAAACUUAAGCAAGGGAAGUUCUGACCAUGAUUAGUUGUUCUGUUAUUACAUUGUGUGUCCUGCCUGGAACUAUGAGCUCCAACAACAUUUUAGAACUUUAUCUUCAAAAGAGCGGAUUCCAAGAAUCUGAAGAACACUUCUUUUUGGCUUUUGAAAGGAACUGAGAAGACCAACCAUGGUUGACAUCUAAAGACACAAAUACUAAUCUAGAUGUUCCUCCGAUCCUAUGAACUUGUCCUUUAUAUUUCACACUAAUGGAACUGAGAGAUUGUAGAAUACUCUACACUCCAAUAUGCGCAGAGUUAAUGAAAACAGUACCUUUUCUUAUAUAACACUGGCGGUGCACUCUGCGCUGUACAUAGUAGAAUAAAAUAGGCACAAUGACAUAUUGCCCAAAAAAGCUUGCAAUCCGAAGCUUUCUUUUGGUUACCCGAGGCUUACAUAAAAGGGAAUACUAUAAUGUGUGCCUCUCUAGUUUUUUUCACUCUAUGGGCAUUAUUUAAGAGCCUUGGACUUAUGCUAUAUUAAGAUAUACAGCUACGCUGCUCAUCUGGUUCAUAAAAAUCCAAAAUAUUUGGCUGACCCAAGAGUAGAAAUGUCUAGUUUUAUGAACUUAAUGAAAGCUCUUUGUACACAUUAGGAAAUGCGGGCGUACCUGAUAUUUCAUCUCUUUGGGAAGUAUAUAAUGUAUAUACACAAACAUAAAUGUAACUUUCUUGCUUAGGUGCUAAGCUUUUGUUUUUUUCAUAUGAUUAUGAAAUUAUUACUUCUUA
This is a messenger RNA of Bombina bombina (fire-bellied toad), 3432 nucleotides long. RefSeq names its product Scm polycomb group protein homolog 1 (gene SCMH1). The transcript is spliced from 16 exons. The record is from RefSeq and is a predicted model, not a curated record. Gene Ontology annotation, cellular component: nucleus. Gene Ontology annotation, molecular function: protein binding. Lineage: Eukaryota; Metazoa; Chordata; Amphibia; Anura; Bombinatoridae. Gene Ontology annotation, biological process: regulation of DNA-templated transcription. The coding region runs from base 653 to 2683 and encodes 676 amino acids.